UUUUAACCUUGUUCUUUUACAGUUGUUGUCCGUCAUGGGAGCCAUGGGAAAAGGAUGUUUAUCAUCAAGCCCACUGACUUCUAUGACAGAAGAUUUCUUCACCUGCUGAAAUAUUACAUUCUUCUCACUGGCAUCCCUGUGGCAGCUCUUGUGACGUUUGUUAAUAUUUUCAUAGGAGAAUCUGAGUUAGCGGAGAUACCUGAAGGUUACGAACCAGAGCACUGGGAGUACUACAAGCAUCCCAUCACCCGUUGGAUUGCUCGUACCUUUUAUGACAGCCCAGUGAAGGACUAUGAGAAAAUGAUGGCACUUAUCCAAAUGGAGGCCGAGAAGGCUGAAAUGAGACAACUACAACUUGAAGUCCGCCGACACAUGAGAGAAAAAGGAGAUGGACCCUGGUUCCAGAUUCAGACUCUUGAUAAGAAUCUCAUCGACCACAGCCCCAAGUCAUCCCCUGAUAACUAGGAGUGCUCAUGCAUACCUGUCCAAAAUAUUCAGCCAUUAUACAAUGUAUAAUGUAUUGUUAUAAAUAAAAAAUAUCAUGUUUCUUUUUCCUUUUUUUUGCCUCUGGCACCAAUAAACUAAUGAUUAUAAAUAGA
Sinocyclocheilus grahami is the source of this 599-nucleotide messenger RNA. Its product is annotated as NADH dehydrogenase [ubiquinone] 1 beta subcomplex subunit 5, mitochondrial. Gene Ontology annotation, cellular component: respiratory chain complex I. The record is from RefSeq and is a predicted model, not a curated record. The transcript is spliced from 5 exons. Bases 55 to 465 code for a protein of 136 amino acids. Lineage: Eukaryota; Metazoa; Chordata; Actinopteri; Cypriniformes; Cyprinidae.